This is a messenger RNA of Diospyros lotus (date-plum), 1659 nucleotides long. RefSeq lists its product as uncharacterized. Lineage: Eukaryota; Viridiplantae; Streptophyta; Magnoliopsida; Ericales; Ebenaceae. Bases 256 to 1248 code for a protein of 330 amino acids. Gene Ontology annotation, molecular function: ferrous iron transmembrane transporter activity. Gene Ontology annotation, cellular component: mitochondrial membrane. The record is from RefSeq and is a predicted model, not a curated record. Gene Ontology annotation, biological process: iron import into the mitochondrion. The transcript is spliced from 2 exons.
GGAAACCCUAAUCACGUGUUGAAAUUGAAAGCCAGGGCAGCAGCAGGGGCUGGCUGCAACGGCAUCGCGGAAUCUUCUUGCAAUUGAUUUCCUCUUCCAAUCUUGUCAUCCAAUGCUUCACUUUCUAGAUCCAUUAUUAAUCUAUCACUAGAGCGCUAAACCUUGUAUGGCGACAACCCACUUCAACUCACAGCGAGAACCUAACUUCUCAAUCUCAAACCCUAAUUGUUCACUGUCUCGAUCGAACGAUUACCUAUGGCCACUGACGCAACGCCCAAAUUUAAAAAACCCGACCUGUUGCCGGUCCCACAGCCUCCUGAUUUCCACCCAGAGAUAACCGUGGCUCCUUCUCACGACGGCCUGCACUUCUGGCAGUUCAUGAUCGCCGGUUCGAUCGCUGGCUCCGUGGAGCACCUGGCCAUGUUUCCGGUCGACACCAUCAAGACACGUAUGCAAGCCCUAGGGUCUUGUCCGAUCAAGUCCGCCGGCGUCCGCCAGGCCCUCGGCUCCAUCCUCAGAACAGAAGGGCCGGCCGGUCUGUACCGCGGCAUCGGCGCGAUGGGCCUGGGCGCCGGGCCGGCACACGCCGUGUACUUCUCAGUCUACGAGUUCUGCAAGAAGGCGUUUUCCGGCGGGAACCCGAACAACUCCGCUGCCCACGCGGUGUCGGGGGUGUGCGCUACUGUGGCGAGCGAUGCCGUGUUCACGCCGAUGGAUGUCGUAAAGCAGAGGCUGCAAUUGAGUGAUAGUCCGUACAAGGGAGUGUUGGAUUGUGUGACGAGGGUAUUGAGGGAAGAGGGAUUUAGGGCUUUUUACGCGUCUUAUAGAACUACGGUUUUGAUGAAUGCGCCGUUCACUGCUGUGCAUUUUGCGACGUAUGAGGCAACGAAGAGGGGCUUGAUGGAGAUUUCUCCGGAGAGCGCGAGUGAUGAGCGGUUGGUGGUUCAUGCUACUGCCGGAGCAGCUGCUGGGGCGCUGGGGGCUGCCAUUACAACGCCACUUGACGUAGUGAAGACUCAGCUGCAAUGUCAGGGCGUGUGUGGAUGUGACAGGUUUAUAAGUGGCUCAAUUAGUGAUGUUAUUCGAACUAUAGUGAAAAAAGACGGAUACAGUGGGCUGACGAGGGGUUGGAUGCCAAGAAUGCUCUUCCACGCUCCUGCUGCUGCAAUCUGCUGGUCUACGUACGAAGCUGGAAAAUCCUUCUUCCAAGAACUAAACACAGGCAGCAACAGCAACAGUACCACCUGAAUGACUACAAAGAAUCUUCAUUUUUUUUCCCGAUGUACAAUUGAGUACCUUUCUGUUGCGGACAAAGAAACGCUUUUUUGUAGGCGGGAGGGAUGACCGAACAACGUAGCAAAGCAUAUUCGAGGCAGCGGCUCCAGUUAAUGUAAUUGGUGUUAGAAGAAAAAUGUCAAUUUAGUUGGGGUAUAAUUUAUUUAUAAUAUAUAUACAUAUUGUAUAAAACUGGUGUCGGCUCCAAUAAUCUUAUCCCUAGAUGUAAGAGGUGGGUGUUCUGUGUUUCUGCUUUAUAGAUAUAUAGAUAUGUCUCUGGAUGGUAUUCCACAAAACCCCUCCUUUAAUGAACCCUUACACGAAGUCGUUGCGAGGGCUCGCAUGUCUAAUCUCAUCAAACUAUUUCCUGUUGAUUUGGUUAAA